Populus euphratica (Euphrates poplar) is the source of this 2007-nucleotide messenger RNA. Its product is annotated as probable serine/threonine-protein kinase At1g01540. The transcript is spliced from 7 exons. The record is from RefSeq and is a predicted model, not a curated record. Gene Ontology annotation, molecular function: protein kinase activity; ATP binding. Gene Ontology annotation, biological process: protein phosphorylation. Lineage: Eukaryota; Viridiplantae; Streptophyta; Magnoliopsida; Malpighiales; Salicaceae. Bases 276 to 1733 code for a protein of 485 amino acids.
CUUAGCUUAGACAGACAAAGUGACAGCUCAUCUUCACACACUAACCCUCUCUCUUUCCUUCCUCCCAUCCACCCUUUACUAUCCACUUGAUUCGUCUCUCUCCGCCUAUCUUUGAUUCCCUCCCUCAUCUAUCAUAAUCGCCGGGAACUUCUUCUUCUUCUUCUUCUUUUUUCGGUGAAACCAAAUGCAACCGAGCCAAGAAACUCGAUUCCAUAACCAUUCCCGGUAAAUCUAACAACAGCCCAUUUCUUCUUUUCUUAUUUUCUACAACAAUAAUGCCUGUAUACGAUGGUGCAUUUGUUAACACGGAGCUAUCAAAGCCUACAUCAAUCUUUGGUCUCCGUUUAUGGGUAGUCAUAGGAAUCUUAUUGGGCUCAUUAAUAGUUCUUGCCCUCUUUCUCCUCUCUCUUUGCGUUACUUCACGUCGCAAGAACCGACAAUUUAAGCUAACAAAGACAGACACUACCCCUCCAAUCUCUAAAGAGAUUCAAGAAAUCGUGCACUUGCCCGUGCAAGAUCACAAUCACCAUGCGAUUCAGGUGCCGGAGAUCCAGGUUGGGAUCGGGAAAGUGGAGCAUAGAGUGGUGUUUUCGAGUGGGGAGAGUAGAGGGACUGCUAGUGGUGGUGAGACGGCGUCGUUUGGGAGUGGAAGUGUGGGGCCUGAAGUGUCGCAUCUUGGGUGGGGUAGGUGGUAUACUUUGAGAGAGUUGGAGGCUGCUACUGGUGGGUUGUGCGAAGAGAACGUUAUUGGUGAAGGUGGGUAUGGGAUUGUGUAUCGUGGGGUUUUGAGUGACGGGACUAAAGUUGCUGUUAAAAAUUUGUUGAAUAACAGGGGUCAAGCUGAGAGGGAAUUCAAAGUAGAAGUGGAAGUAAUUGGACGAGUACGGCACAAGAAUCUUGUCAGAUUGCUUGGAUAUUGUGUUGAGGGUGCUUACAGAAUGCUUGUAUACGAGUAUGUUGACAAUGGUAAUCUGGACCAAUGGCUGCAUGGCGAUGUUGGAGAAGUCAGCCCACUAACAUGGGAUAUUCGUAGGAACAUUAUUUUGGGAACAGCAAAAGGAUUGGCCUACCUUCAUGAUGGUCUUGAACCAAAGGUUGUUCAUCGAGAUGUAAAAUCUAGUAACAUAUUACUGGAUCGCCAAUGGAACUCUAAGGUUUCUGAUUUUGGGCUUGCCAAGCUCUUACAUUCUGAGAGAAGUUAUGUCACAACACGUGUGAUGGGAACAUUUGGUUAUGUUGCUCCUGAAUAUGCUUGCACUGGAAUGCUGAAUGAGAAGAGUGAUGUUUAUAGUUUUGGUAUACUUAUCAUGGAGAUAAUUUCUGGGAGAAGCCCUGUUGAUUAUAGUCGGCCACAAGGAGAGGUGAAUCUGGUAGAAUGGUUAAAAACUAUGGUUGGGAACCGAAAAUCUGAAGAAGUGGUUGAUCCCAAGUUACCCGAGAUGCCUGCUUCAAAAGCAUUGAAACGUGCUCUCCUGGUAGCUCUUAAAUGUGUUGAUCCUGAUGCUACAAAGAGGCCCAAAAUGGGACACGUGAUCCACAUGCUUGAGGCUGAUGACUUGCUAUUUCGUGAUGAACGUCGAGUUGGGAGAGAACCUUCCCAUUCACAGCAUGGUUUUGAACAAGAGAAUCAUGCUGCUAUGAAAUUCAUUGAUAAGCAAUCGGGAGAAGGGACUUCAGACACAAGUGAAGGUGAAAGUGGUAGGAAACAUCAUCAGCCAACUAGAUGGAGAUAACAUCAUUGGAGGAUUAGGUGACUAACAAUUUUACAUCUCUCCAAGUUAUUGAAUCUUAUAUUUAUUUUUUUCCCUGUAGGAAUUCUAUUGUGUUUGUUGUAUCUUCUAUAUAAGAAAACGAUAAUCUGCAUUUGUUUUAAGCUUUAGUUUUCAUACCAUUUCGGAUAUCUUACUCCGCUGGGGAUGCAGUUGUGUAAUUGAUUCAUUAUUCUUAUAGAAAAAUGAUAUAUUUUGUUGUUUCAAUUAUAAAACAAAGUUACAUGUUUGUAUGCUC